This is a messenger RNA of Cucurbita moschata (crookneck pumpkin), 2928 nucleotides long. Its product is annotated as zinc finger protein VAR3, chloroplastic. Gene Ontology annotation, molecular function: mRNA binding. Bases 139 to 2772 code for a protein of 877 amino acids. Lineage: Eukaryota; Viridiplantae; Streptophyta; Magnoliopsida; Cucurbitales; Cucurbitaceae. The record is from RefSeq and is a predicted model, not a curated record. Gene Ontology annotation, cellular component: cytoplasm. The transcript is spliced from 5 exons.
GAAAUUAACCCAUAUCCGGAAAACUCCAAGUUAUGAACCACAUGGUCAUGGGCUGGACAAAUACUCUCCCUCUCGUGGUUCUAUCUUCACCGUAGGGUUUAUCUCCGAUUCCACUCGCCACCGUUUCUCUCUGCCGCAAUGGGCGGAGCCACCAGGUUCUUCGUCCUCCUAUCCACUCCUCUUCCUCUCAUUCACCACCACCGCCGCCCUUCCUUUCUCCGCCUCGCCUCUCACUACCACAACUUCUUCCGAUCUUCUCUUAAGCCCAGAAACAGAUUCUUAUCCCCUUCCUUUCCCCUAAUUAGAGCCUCUCGCCAUGUCCAUUCCCAGGUCUCCACUCCAGGGGAUGAGUUCGGGAAUUUUGAAGAAUCUGGGUCCGUCAAUGGCGUGUUUUCUCCGGAUUCUUAUAUUUGGCGAGAAUGGUCCAAUUUCCUCGGGAGCCUCGACUCCGGUGGCUAUUUUGGUAGUCCGGGUUCUGGGAAUGAGUUCGUCGCUGUUCAGGAGCUGCCAGCUGAGUUUGUGAAUGCGGCUAAUGCGUGCUUGGCAUUUUCCCGCGGCCGUGAACAUCUCUUAGGAUUGCUUCCUAGGAGGGAUAUUGAGGUGUUGGUUGAAAGCGUGAACCCAUGUCUGUUCAGAGACGGGGAUGCUUCAUUGAGGAAGAUGAAGUUGUUCUUACAAGGCGAUGAAACUCAGGUUUUGGAUUCUGAUAAAGCAAGGACGAUUGAUUUAUUCAAAUUUAUCUUGAGCUAUGCCAGAAACCCGACUGUUUCUUCAGAAAGUAAUCUGUACAGUAGAGAUCAGGUAGAAUCAUCUAUGAGGAAUCUGUUAAGUGAAAUAUGCAAGCUUUGUUUUAGCAAUCCAGAUCCGAAGCUUUUGGAGACAGACAAUCAAUUUUCUGACAAAUAUAGCCAAUCACGUGGGCCGUAUGGGCCAAAAGUUGAAAUGAAAAGAGGGGACUGGAUUUGUCCAAGAUGUAGUUUCAUGAACUUCGCAAGAAAUGUGAAAUGCCUUGAAUGCGAGGAGGCCCGACCAAAGCGACAGCUGAUUGGUGGAGAAUGGGAAUGCCCUCAAUGUGAUUUUUUCAAUUAUGGGAGGAAUACAGUGUGCUUAAGGUGUGAUUGCAAAAGGCCAGGGCCUCCAUCUCUCAGUAACAUUAACAUAAAUUCUGGUUUAGGGAAUGACAAUGGAAGUCACACAAUUAAGGUUGAUAUCGAUAGUAAGUUGGCUGCAAAUGAAGAGAAGGCUCAGCGCUGGUUUAGUAAGAUUUCUCAGCUGGACAGUACUUCUGAUUCGGGCUCCUCAAUAACAGAUGAAGAUUUCCCUGAAAUAAUGCCAUUGAGAAAAGGAGUUAACAGAUUUGUUGUGAGCACGAGGAAGACGCCUCUGGAGAGGAGGUUGGCUAAUGCUCAAUACAGAAGAAAUUUGGGCAACGAUGGAGUUCCAGAAAAUAACAGCAGUGAACUGUCUGCUUCUAACAAUUCUCUUGACAAAACAACAAGCCAUGAUGACAUUCUUGGUCGCCUAUCCACUAAUUCUCAAUCCACGAAUUUUGGAAACGAGCAAGGUAUUCGUACCAAUUAUACUUUAUCAUCCACUUCAGGUUCUUCGCAAUAUGAGUCCCCGAAAGGAGGUAAUUCCAGUUAUGUUCCAUUUGUUCCAUUACCCCCAGAUAUGUUUGCGAAAAAGCCUAAGAAUUCAAGCAUGGAGAGUGAGGUAGUUGGUACUGAUAAUAACAAAUCCCUUCCAUCAAGCUCUAAUGAGUGGACAGGCAGUACUUCCCAGAGCAAUGGAUUGAACGAAGUAGGAGAUAUUCCUUCUCCACCGCAGAAUCCGACUCAGAAAAUUAAUGAAGGGAAGGAGGAAACUGAAAAAUCUGAGAGAUGGUUUAAAAGGGUUGCCGAACUGCACAACGUGACAGAUCUUCCUAGUGCAAUUUCUGAUGAAGACUUCCCUGAGAUCAUGCCAAUGCGCAAGGGAGAAAAUAGAUUUGUUGUCAGUAAGAAGAAAGACCGCUCUUUAACGUCUCCAGCUUAUAAGAGGCGUGCUGCCAUGGAGCAAGCUGGCAGUUCCAACUUUGUCCCCUUUGUUCCUUUCCCACCGGACUAUUUUGCAAAAAAAGAUAAGGCCUUGUCAGAUGAUUCAAAUAGUCAAGUGACUGAGACCUUCUCAGAUGAUUCAAAUGGUCAAGUGACUGAAGCUCAGUCAUACGACACUAGCAUUGGUAUCGAUGAUAGAAGUAACUCUCAACAGUCUGAUAAUCUAGAAACUCAAGCAGGCAGGUUCAACUCAGAACUCCAUACACGGAAUUCCAGUCGGAGCGAUGAAGCUACAGCAUACGGAGUACCCAACAUUCAAAGUCUAGACACAAAUUUGGUUAGCUCUCAACCUGGUCACAAGAAUGUGGCGAAUAACAACACAAGUGUAGCGGGAAAUCCGUCUCCAGCAUCCGAGAUGCCAAACGUAAGAGAGAAAUGGAGUGGAAAAAGUUUGGAGGGUUCAGCGGUCACUGAACCAGAUCCAUUGGACAUGUCAGAGGAGGCUAAAGUGCAAAGAUGGUUCCGUCGUGUUGCUCAGAUCAAGGACAUCUCUGAGCUAAGUCAGAUUCCGGACGAAGAUUUUCCAUCGAUCAUGCCAAUGCGCAAAGGUGUCAACAGGUUUGUAGUCAGCAAGAGGAAAACUCCAUUGGAAAGAAGGUUAACAUCACCUCAAUACAGAAGAAAUCUGCCCAUUGUUAGUUCAGACCCACCAAAGCGAGAAAAUGAUGGCAGUUAGAAACACCCAGCGUUCUUCAAUUUCUUUCAUAAACUGAGAUUAUUGGUAUUGGUUUGUUCUUUACCGUGAAAAAGAAAGGAACUUCAAAUAUGGCUUUUAUAACUUAAAAUCUUGGUUAUUGAUUAAAUUGAAUUGAAUAGUAGUUCAACCACAUAA